AGAGGAAUCACAGAAAAGGGUUGUUGCUGUGUUAAUUCCUCGUUCCUCUGUUCGUAAAAUUGUGAAGAGACUAAAAAGCGUAAGCGGAGGUGUGGCGUUUUCUCCAGCAAGCAUCGUGGAGACUGGAGAGAGAGCUUCGACGCUUUGUUUUGGGUUCAAUGCUUCGUUUCGUAACCCAGCUCACUGGUUGAUUAGGGCCGAACAACAAAUAUUACCUCACUGGCCGCCAUGGCUCUUCCAAUCGGGAAGCUCACCAUUCUCGUCGGUGCAGGUAUUGUUGGUUCAGUACUUGCCAAAGAAGGGCGAAUCCCGGAUGUCUCUGGUCUUGUCUCAGGUGCUUUCAAGAUUUUUUUGAAGCAAAAUAGAAGUAAUGAGUCUGCUCCAGCUGCUAAAAAGCCACCAAAUGAUGCUUUGAUGGCUCAGGUUAACAGCCUUCGUCAGGAACUACAACUUCUUGCUAGAGAUAGAACAAUCACAAUUGUAAAUGCGAGUAGAUCAGGUGCAGGAAAAUAUGGUACAGUAAUUAUUAUUGUUGUGGUGGGAUAUGGCUACAUUUGGUGGAAGGGAUGGAAACUUCCUGAUCUAAUGUUUGCAACAAGGCGUAGUUUAUUUGAUGCAUGCUCAAGUAUAGGUAAUCAGCUGGGCAAGCUUUAUGAAUCCAUUGAGGAGGCCAAGAAGAAGUUAUCUGCAAGAAUAAACCGCCUGGAUAGCAGUCUAGAUGAAUGUGCUGCUCUAACUGAAAAUACAAGGGUGGAGAUCUCUGAAAUACAAAGGGAAACAGAUACAAUGUGCGGGGAUUUUUCACAUGUUCGCGUUGCAGUCCGUGUUCUGGAAUCUAAAAUAAAAGAAAUAGAAGGGAAGCAGGCAUCUACAACCGACAGAGUAACUGAAUUGUGUCAAUUUGCCAUAAACUUGGAGAAUGGCAGACCCACAGAGCGCAUUCAGGCAUCUUGCUCCAGUUCUUCCAGGCCAGCUCUUGAUUUACCCCCAGUUUCACCCAGCACCAGGGCAUUACCAUCGAGUUCUUCAGGGCUGUCUUUAGAGCAACUAUCCGUCACACCCUCAUCAAGGACGGGAUCCUUGCCUCCAAAUUUGCCAACCGCUCCAGCAUCUCCCUCAUAUUCACCUGGACACUACCAGGAGAGCAAUGGAAUUUCAGACGCGAUCAAUUCCCCUAGCAGUCCUGUGGCUUCUAACGGGAUACCGCCUAAAGAGGACAAAGCCCCAUCAAGUACUGGCUUGUUUGGGCGAGGAUUUUCAAGCAUCUAUCCAUUACUUACAAGAACGCGUAGCGCAACUGAGGCAGUAUCACAACACACACGUUCCCGUGCUUCAUAAACCUGUUUUUCGUUUGAGUUGAUCAUACCUAUAUAUCCAUGUAAACCAAUGGACCUUACUCUGGGUGGAAUGUCUUCACCAAUUGGUGCGGUUGCUCAGAGUUUCCUAUUAAAGUUCUGCCCAAUAAGGUCAUAGGAAAAACGAGUGGGCAGUGAUUUUUGUAGAGAAGUCUUAUUUUACUGUUUUAGUAGGAUUAAACUAAAAUCAUUAGCUGGUCUGGUACUUAUUGGUGACUUUUGGAAAAGCAACGGAAGGUAAAGUGGCCGUUGAACUGUUACAGACGCGUUUAUUCACCAUACCAAUAUGAAUAGAGUACAGACUUGUAACCUCUGGUUUUAAGUUUUAACGAACUGUUUUGGAGGUUUUCCCUCCAUUUUGGUUUUAUGCUGAAUCUGCUUUUUAGGUGCUUGCUGGAAUAAACAUGUCACAAUCCCAUUGUAAUGGGCAUAUGCUGUUAUCUAGGAGUUUUGCAAUAAAGUAAUUUAUCUUGGAUUCCUGUUUG
This is a messenger RNA of Prosopis cineraria, 1840 nucleotides long. RefSeq lists its product as uncharacterized. The transcript has 14 exons. NCBI's taxonomy places the organism in Eukaryota, Viridiplantae, Streptophyta, Magnoliopsida, Fabales, Fabaceae. The coding region runs from base 229 to 1338 and encodes 369 amino acids. The record is from RefSeq and is a predicted model, not a curated record.